Cyphellophora attinorum is the source of this 753-nucleotide messenger RNA. Its product is annotated as putative AIM2 family protein. Bases 1 to 753 code for a protein of 250 amino acids. Lineage: Eukaryota; Fungi; Ascomycota; Eurotiomycetes; Chaetothyriales; Cyphellophoraceae. The record is from RefSeq and is a predicted model, not a curated record. The transcript is spliced from 4 exons. Gene Ontology annotation, molecular function: hydrolase activity.
AUGUCUGGACACUCGAAAGCCUGCUGCACUGUGCCGCCAGCGCCAGAACCAGAUUACAAGCCACAAGGUGACUACACCAAGCUCAAUGGCUUGAAGACAUACGUUACCGGGCCCAAGGACGCAGACAAAGCCAUUCUGGUGCUUUACGACAUCUUUGGUUUCAAGAACCAGAUUCUGCAAGGCGCCGACCUCCUCGCUUGGAGCGACAAGGACAGCACUUACCAGGUCUUCAUGCCCGACUUCUUCCAGGAGUCUGGUCCGGCAGACAUCGCUUGGUACCCGCCUGACACGGAUGAGAAGCAAGCCAAGCUUGGCGAGUGGUUUGGGAACGCUGCGCCCCCAAAGCAUCUGCCAAAGGUUGCUUCUAUCAUCGAGGAUGCAGAGAAGGAGAACUCCAACAUCAAAUCCUGGGGCAUGAUCGGUUACUGCUGGGGCGGCAAGAUGGUCUCUCUGAUCAGCGGCAAGGAGGGCACAAAGUUCAAGGCUGGCGUGCAAACAUCUCCGGCUCUGGUCGAUGUAUCUGAGGCACCCAAGGUCAAGAUUCCGAUGUGCGUUCUGCCGUCCAAGGAGGAACCAAAGGACGACUGGAACAAGUAUAACGAAGGCUUGACGGUGCCGAAGCACUUCGAAUGGUUCGACACUGUACCGCACGGCUUCAUGAGUGCUCGCUGCGACGUCAACGAUCCCGAGCACAAGAAGCAGUAUGAGCGUGGUUACAAGAUUGCCGUGGACUUCUUCAACAAGCACUUGUAA